Paramuricea clavata is the source of this 10547-nucleotide messenger RNA. NCBI's taxonomy places the organism in Eukaryota, Metazoa, Cnidaria, Anthozoa, Malacalcyonacea, Plexauridae. The record is from the annotation of a GenBank genome assembly.
CUUUGCAUCAGGUCUUAGAUGAGACUCAGAAUCAUAAAAUAUCACUCCGUGUCGAGGAAGUACUUCGUCGUGUCAGCAUUGGUCUACAGAAAAACGCUGUGUUUUUACCCGAACAAAUGUUGGUGUUUGUUUUCGGUUUGGUCAGUGAGAGAUUACCUCUGUUGGAGAAACAUCAAAGGUAUUUAUUUUCCAAUCAGCUAGAGUUCACUUUUCAUUCAUCCGAUCAAUUUUUCAUCUCAAUAUCUAAAGAACUUAUGGACAUUUUUGUGGAAACUUACUUAAUGGGCAUUCAGGACGCAAGUUAUGAAAAUGUUGUUUUUCCAAGCAGAGAUUAUUAUUUUCUGUUUAGGGGAGACGAGAGGACAACAGAUCAACAGGAUGCGCGUUUGCAACCAUCAGACACCUACAUUAUCCCUUCACAACCCUCACGUGGAGGCAAGGCGCCAGAAGUCAGUCACAGAACUAAUACGCAUGUCUUAAUCACAUUUGGACUUCAGGUAAAGUUGAGGUCAAGUCGGUUCUACACAUGCUCGUGUUUUGUUUACUCGUAUGCUAGCUUUUUUUAUAUAAAUAGCUCUCUUAGUAGAACAGUCUUGAAAUAAUAGAGCUGUCCAGUUUAAACGAAGUUGGUUUAGUUUCGGUUUCCUCCUGUAGUAACACUGGAUCAAUAAGAGAUGACGCUUACUGGACCUCCAGGGAUUAGAACUGAUUGAGCUAUCCAGUAUAAAUAAAGUUAGUUUAGUUAAGUUUCCUGAUGUAGUAACACUGGAUCAAUAAGGGAUGAUCCUACUGGAUCUCUAGAGGGAACAGUUUAGAAUCCAUACAGCUAUACAGUGAGGUGGAUGGCUUAGUCAGUUAUCAUUUUCAACACACAUUUUUUAUGUGCCCCAUUAUUGAAAAGCGAAAGAGCUAAUAAUACUGAACAAUGCUAUUUAUUUCUAGCUUUUGUUGACAGCAUUAAAAAGGCAGAAGUUAGUUUCAACAGACGAACAACACUCUAAGAUGCUUGAUCCAUUUGUUUCCAUUUUGACUGAUGCCUUAAACUCGAAACAUGUCAAGGUAAAAUUGGUUUGAGAUAUUUUUCAGCCAGUUCAAACACAGACCAAGACAGUUUGUGAUAGAAAAGUAGCAACACUGGAGCUUUAGGCAUCUCUUCAGGUAGUUCAGACACAAACCACGUCAGCUUAUUGUAGAAUACUAUCUACAAUGGACCACCACAUUUGAGAUAUCGUUUUCAGGUAGUUCAGACACAAACCACGUCAGCUUAUCGUAGAAUACUAUCUACACUGAACCACCACGUUUGGGAUAUCUGUUUCAUGGAGUUCAGACACAAACAACGACAGCUUAUUGUAGAAUACCUCCUCAGGAUCGCAUGUUUGAGAUGUCUUUUUCAGGCAGUUCAGAACAUAGAUAUCUUAUAUACACUAGAUAGCGCAUCUCUUUUAGUAAAAUUGAAGCCAAGAAUAUUCCAGCGGUUACCCCCAUUUGAAUAGAUAGCGGCCAUGUUGGUCGUUCCCACUUUCUAAUAAACGCUUAAAAACAACAAUAACUUUCAUCAUUUGAAUACUUUAAAAACGUAUUUGUAAUAGGUUUAACUUAAUAUUUAAGUUCCCUGUUUAAGAAAUAGAAAACAUACAAAUCUCCUCAUUUCAUGGGAACGACCUGAGACUGCAAUCACAGCUUCAAUUUUUGAAUUGCAGAAUAAUUAGAUGCACUAUCUAGUGUAUAUAAGAUAUCUAUGGUUCAGAAUCGCUAUUAUACUGGACGCUUCUAAAAUCACCAAUGCAUUUUCUAGAUAACAACAAUAGCACUGCGAUGCCUAUGCUGGGUCGUCCGGUUCCCCCUGCCUUCAUUCAAGACACAUGUCAUUGAUAUAGCCAGUCGCUUGUUCAAGUUACUCAAGAAUCACGCCCGGACGGGGGGAGCGUCCGGCGAUAAUUAUGAAAUGGUAUUAUCAUCAUUUAAGGUAUGUAUAUAGUGAUCACUGUAUAGUUAGCUAACUUGUUUGGCCAGAUUAUCGAAUAUUCGAAUAAUAAUAAGGGGUAAAUAAUGUUCGAAUAAUAAUAACUGUGAAUAUUAAAUAUUUCAGACAAUCACAGUUCUGAUCCGAGAUUUUACCGAGCUUAAAGUGACAGAAAGACAACUUAGGGUGAGUGAGAGAAUUUCAGUGAGCAACAAAAGUCGUUAGUUCUGAGCUGUCCAUGAAGGAAAAUGAAUUUAUUUAAGAAUUAUAUCCUAGUUCAAACAUUUUAUUUCAUAUUUUCAGAUUCUGCUCACAUUUGUUGAAGAAGAUAUACAUGAUUACACGCGACAAAGCAGCGCUUUUCCCUUGCUCAAGGUAAAAUUAUGUCGUCCUUUUUAUCAAAACGGGGUUGUCGGCAUCCUCGUUCCCAGGGCUUCUCGGCUGCCUGCGUUGGCAGCCAAGAAGCCCUGGGAACGAGGAUGGGUUGUUGGUAUAGCGCAUUGUGCCUUCUACCUCUGUGCAAGGUUUUCAUUCCUGUAAUAUGUAGUUGUCUUGUCAACAUUGUUGCGACCAUCUAGUCUAUCAGGAAUCAGGAUAUGAUGAUCUGUAAACUAAACAGAUUUGUUUGUUAUAUGUUUUUGUCUGAGUUUGUGCGCGGUCACGGUGAUUGAGCUCGUUGUAUUUUCGUAUAAUUAAGUAAUCGUCCAAUAGGGAUAGCUGAGAUGAAACGUGCAGUCACAAUGAAUAAUACUUAAUAAAGUUGAGACAAAGGAUUUGUGCACGGUGAGGUACAGUUCAACAUCAAACAAGUUCUUCUAUUUUCUGGCUUUGAAGUUUUCAGGAAUUCCAGCAGUGGCGUAACGUUAUAUCAGGGGGCCGCCGGUUCAAAAUUUUCGAAGGCCCCCUGGUAGAAGUGCCAAAGGCACGAGUUGAGCGCCGUAUAUGCACGAGUUUUCUGGGGGUCCAGGGCAUGUUCACCCGGAAAUCCUUUUGAAUCUAGACUCUCUGAAUUACCAUUUCCCGGACUUUGGGCCGAGAUUUUACAGAAUUCUGAUGGUCAGAAAACGACAUUGUGACAUAUCAGAGGCCCUGGCGAAGGGUUUUGCUCUGCAGUUUGAGCCGGGGGCCCCCAUUUUGCCCAUUGGGAUUGGGGGGAGGGGGGCCGGGUUCGCCCGGUCCGAGACCAUCAUAUCUUACUAGACUAUGUCGCGACGUGUUGAUAAGCUUGGCAAGUGGUGACAUUUUUACGCGUGUACGCCAUAUUAAUCUCUUGCAAAUUCAUUCUUUAUUCCUUCCAGGCAAUUUUGUCUCGUAAACUACAAGCGUCGGAGAUAAACGACGUGAUGCUUAAGGUGGCUGAGUUGUCUGUGACGGAUCAAUCAUCGACCGUUAGACUCCAAUGUAGACAGGUCAGUGGGAUAUACUGAUCUCGAUACGCUACUGAACUCAAGUAGUGAUUAAACAACAAUUUGUCAAACAAUUUUUCCUAAUAUGAAAUAUAUAUUUGAUAUCUUCUAUUAGGUUCUAUUACAAUAUUUACUGGAUUAUCCGCUGGGGAAAAAAUUGAAACGUUACUUGCAAUUUUUUAUCAGUCAACUUGAGUAAGUUUUUCAUUUGUGCACUUAAAUAUAGGCCCCAGUUCGUAGGAGUCGAGGUCCAGUGUAGGUAGUAUUAUACAAUAAACUGUCGUGUUUUGUAUCUGAACUACCUGAAAAAGACAUCUCAAACGUGGUGGUCCAGUGUAGGUAGUAUUCUACAAUAAGAUGUUGUGGUUUGUGUAUGAACUACCCGUGAAAAAGGUUUCUCAAACGGGUGGUCCAGUGUGGGCAAUUUCUACAAUAAGCUGCCGUUGUUUGUGUCUGACUUAAUCUCAAAUAUGAUGGUCCAGUGUAGAUAGUAUUCUACUAUAAGCUGUCGUGGUUUGUGUCUUAACCGCGUGGAAAUAUAUAAGCCGAACUGAUAGAAAUAACCUACAAUUAGAAUUAGUUUAGUUUAGAUUUCCUGUUUUGGUAACUUUGGGGGUGUGAUGGCUUCCGUGUGCAUGACCUCUUUAGUAUAUUAAUAAUAAAUUUAGUUGAUUUUUGAUGGUGGAGGGGCGUAAAUUCCAAAAAAAUAUCUAGCAUACCAGGAACUGAUAAAAAAUAUCGACUUUGGGAAAAAUAUCAUGCGGAGUCGAUGAGGCCAGAAAAAAAGUCGAGCACUUUCAAAAAGCCCCCUCCCCCCAAUCAAAAAUCAAAUGGUCCGUCCCUUGAAUACGAAUCCGUUUUUCAUUUAUACAAAUGUCUCGUUUAGAUAUGAACAUUCUAGUGGUCGAGAGUCGACCCUGGAAAUGCUGGUAUCCAUUGUCAACUCCUUUCCAGAGGUAGAUCUUUAUUUUUUAUUUCUUCAUUUUUCUUUCUAUGUGAAUACAUUUUUCAUCCGAUUAACUCCGUUGAUAACAAGACUCUCCCUUGCAUGACGAGUAAAAUCACCUGGCGUUAGAUUGAAUAAAACAAUACUCAAGUGAGGCUCACUAAGUUACUUACACUUUAGAAUUUUUACAAAGUGCAUGUUGUGAAAACGUGAGAAAGUCGAUAAGCCCCACAGACUCCAUCUUUGUUCCUUUUGUGUAAAAUAUAAGUAAAUUCAAAAUUAAUGCCGUUGUAUACUUCUUUUUUUCCGCAGAAAGUCGUGUACAUUAACUCGGGGCUGUUUUUUCUACCACUUUGCAUGAGACUAGUGAACGAUGAGUCGGUCAACUGUCGAAAAUUAACGGCUGCUGCGAUCAAGGCCUUGAUAGAGAAGGUAAGUUUCGUGUAUAUUAAAUUUAAUACUUUAUUUAUUACUGUAUAUUUAUGUCAGUUUCAAUCGAGAUCCAUGCAGUAAAGAUGUCCAGUAAGGAUCAUCUCUUAUUGAUCCAGUGUUACUGCAGGAGGAAACCUAAACUAAACUAACUUUAUUUAUACUGGAUAGGUUUAUCAGUUCUAAACUGUUCUUCCUAGAGGUCCAGUAGAAAUCAUCUCUUAUUGAUCCAGUGUUACUACAGGAAUAAUGUAAUUCUCCCUGCAUAGAGGCCGUCCAGUAAGAUUCCUCUCUUGCUGGUCCAUGCAGUUUUACUACAGAAGCCGCUAACCUAAACUAAUUUUAUUUGAUAGCUUUAGCAGUUCUAAGCUAUCUUCCCUAGCCCUAGGGGCUCUGUAAGGAACAUCCCUUAUUGAUCCAGUGUUACUACAGGAGGAAACCUAUAAACUAUGCUAAGUAACUUUAUAUAUACUGGAUAGCUCUAUCAGCUCUAAACUGUUUUCCCUAGAGGUCCAGUAAUAACCACUGGAAAAAAAAGUGAAAUCCAUACCACGAAAUUUGCAAUUGCACCACUAAAUCCAUAGUAUAUCCAUACUAUUUCGAUACUAUAUCCAUACUAUGGAAAUUAUGGAUAACCAAAAUCCAUUCUAUUUCCAAUGAAGGUCCCUACAAUUUCCAUUCUAUGACCUUCUAUGGAUUUUCAAAUUGUUUCCAGUGAACCUCGCAAGCCAUGAUCCUUCGCAGCGGGCGGGCUGCCCCCUAAAAAUACGGCGAAAUUACCAUGGCUUGCGAGGUUGGUCCAGCAAAUACCGGCCUUUGUGAUGUUUUAAAUUUUCUUUUGUUUAUUUUAUUUGCAGCUCGAUGUCGAACGGAGAGAUAAUUUGUUUGGCAUUGUUAUGACUUGGAUGAACGAGAAUAAGGUAUAUAGAUAUGUAUGUAUGAAGAAGGCAUUUCUGUUUUGUCCACGUGGUAGCAAUCUCAAGCAAUAUUGCCUUUCAUAGCAUUUUUGGAAAGUAAAUAGGGCAUAUUCUACGUAUUAUAUAGUUGCUCUUUCUGGGAUAAAUUUGUAUUGCAUGCUUGCCUUGGGCAUGCGUUACGUAAGUUCGGCUUCGAAAAUCACAAAGGUGUCUUCACUUUUUGCUAUUCUAAUGGCAACGUGUGGCUGAAAUUAUUAAACGUUUUUGCACCUAAAGUACCAAGGAUCGAUUGUACUGUCACCACAUUUAAAUUUAAAUUAACUAGGAUUUUACUGUCACCAGGAAAUUCGAAAAUUAGGAAAUUCAUCGAGUUUGGCGAACGACGCUAAGGGUAACAUAAACUUAAGUUAACUUUUUGUGUUCUUUCUUUUCAGACAAGUCUUCAAAGACUGUCCUGUCAUGUUUGUGGAUUAUUCGUUGAGGUGGAAAGCAAGUCGUUCGACCGCCGUCUCACUGAUGUAUUACCACUCUUGUUUGACAUUAUAAAGCCAGAUAAUUACAAUGAUAAGGUAUUUCAUAGGAAUGUUAUUGUAUAUUUAUGUAUUUAAAGAUUCCAGGUAGGGAUUUACUUGGUUAUUUAUCAUUCGCCUUAUCCAGUAUCCUUUAUAUACCACAAACCGCCAUGGAUAUAAGGUAUCCAUUAUAGCCACAAACUGCAGUGGCUAUAUAAGGUAUACUGAAAUUCCGUGUCCUUUAUAGCCACAAACCGCCGGCUAUAAGCUAUACUGGAAUCCGUUCAUCUUUUAUAGCCACAAACCGCCGUGGCUAUAAGAUAAACUGAAAUCUUGUAACCUUUAUAGCCACAAACUGCCGUGGCUUUAAGGUGUACUUUUGAUCUUCAAAAUUGUCCAUUGUUUAAAUCUAGGACGAAGGGAGACAAAAGGAGACAAUAAGUGAUCAUUUGUUGAUAAACGCUUUGAUGACCCUCACAAAAAUCUUGCAAGAAUGUUCAGUUUUGGAAGAAAAAGGAAAAGCCAAAAUGACUGCGGAUGCCUGGGGUAAGAGUUUAAUUUUAACCAUUAUUUUGUUUCAACUGGUAUGUUUGGCGUCAUUUUUUGUAUUAUUCAAACGUUGUUUUUUAGAUUCAAUUUUGAGUCAUUUGACUUUUCCUCACACUUGGGUGCGGUUCAUGGCAUCGCGUUUGUUUGGUCUGUUGUUUUCUCAACACAGUCCAGAGGAUUUGAUUCAAUUAUCGAAAGAAAGCUCCAUGGAAGAAUAUUUGGUUAUAGACAUUGGGAAGAAGGUGUGAAAUAAAUUAGUACUUUGCAUCCUAAAAACGUGCAUCAAAAGUAGACCUUAUAUUUAGUCCCUAACCCUAAUGGAAACUCUCAAAACUCAAGGCGUCUAUAUGGUUUUAUGUUGAAAGAGCUUCGCAGUGUACAAAUCUUUUAAAAUGUUGCUUCUUUAUUUUGCAAUUGAUGCAAAUAGAUGAUUGUUUGACCAUACCACGAUUUCAUUAUCUCCACCAUGCACAAGCUUGCAUAAAUAUUAACAAAAAAAUACAACACAAAGACCUUGCUUGAGUUUUCGGAGCAUAUCUUCUUUUUCACUAUAUACAGCAGAUGUUUUAACGUACAGUAUUUUUGUUGUUGUUUAGAUUUCUUUGCUUUGUGAAGCGUUUCUUGAACAAUUGAAAACACAACAUCUUGAUCCUGAACUUGGUGAACAAGUAAUAUUAAAACAAUAAUUGAUGUAUUUUGGUUGACCUCUAGGAAGAACAGUUUAGGGAUUUUUUAUCAUUUCAGGGGAUUUUUUAGCAAGUUCCAGAUUAGGUGGAUAGUUUAGCGAAGUUCUUCUAAAAUAUCAAACCAUCAUAUUGAUGGAUUAGCAAAUGAUGCUAAACAAUGCGAGAGAUGCAUGGUGUAGCAAAUUUCUUCUAUGAUGCAAAACCAUAGUGGCCUCUCUUAGAACAAUUGGAAAACAGUUUAGAACUGGUGGAGCUAUGCUGAAUAAAUAAAGUUUGUUUAAUUUAAUCUUGCUGCAUGAAGUAACGCUGAUUAAAUGAUCCUGACUGGACUUCUAGGAGAACAGUCUAGAGCUAUCAAGUACAUGACUAACUUUGUUUAGCUCAGGUUUUCUAAGCAUAGUAUAGCUAGUUAUGCUGGGCGUAAGUUAGAAAAGAAUAUUCGGCUAAAUCUUGGCUUCUCCGUUUGCAGGUCGUAAAGAAUAUGUUUUAUUUGAGCAAACUCGUCACAUUAACGGAGAAAGAAAUUUCAGACGGUUUUGUUGUGUCUCCUAUAACUGAGGAGGCUUCUGGUCACGUGACAAUAUCAUUGUUGCUAACCAAGAUGUGCAAUAUCGCAAAAUACGAGUCUUCACAGACACCGAAAUUGACUCAAAAGGUUGGUACAUACUAAACGAGACACGUAGUGGUAUGAUCUAGUCUAUUCAUUGCUAAAUUUUCAAAUCGUCAAUCUGUGUUUCUUGUAGCGUUUCAGUGUAUUCCGUUGGAUUGCUGCCGUUGGAUCGUACUUGGGUAGCGAGGGUGUUCGUCCAUAUCUUAUUCAAAUGCUCAAACCUGUUUAUCGCGAACUUGAUGGUGGAUCAACUUUUGUUGGUAAGUCUUCCCCCCCCCCUCCCCUCGCCCCAGUAUAAUAAAUGACUAUACUAGCCACGAAUAGCUUUGUAAAACGAGUUAUAGAGACAAUUUAGCACAUACAUGGUGGUUUUGUUUUACAGACGAGAAACUACGGGAGUUGGUACAAGAGGUUGCAGAACUGUUUAAGGAUCUUGUUGGCCACGAAAUAUUCUCUCAAUCUUACACGGCAGCAAAGCAGAGUGCUACCGAAGCAAGGGCAAAGCGGAAAAUGCAGAAUGCGUUUGAGGUGAGAACCAUUUGGAACUAUUUAAGUAAUCGAUAAGGCACGAGUAUAUGAAUAAAUAUAACGUUCUUGCAACCCUGGCUAUAAAUCACGUAAAUACGACGAAAAUGGCUUCCAUCUUAUCAUAAAACAUAAUCAAGCUAGAUUACUUCAAAAACUCUUACUUUAUUAGAUCAGCAAAACUUUGGAAUAGUCUACCCACCGAGAUAAAGACUUGUUAUAGUUUAUCUUCGUUUAGAACACUCCUAAUUAACUUUUAUAAUAGCAAAUCAAUAAUGUAUAUAUACAAACUUCCUAUACCCGUAGCUAAUGUUGAUUUGCUGUGUACUAAGUGUUUGUAAUGUUUGUAAAUAUACAGUGAUGUAAAGUUAUGGGGACUUUCAGGGAACCGCUAUAUUUUCAGUUAGGGCCUUCGUUCGUUCAUACACCGAGAGUAUACGAAGUGCCUAUAGUUAUAAGGGGUCAGAUAUUAAUUGGGACGAAAGUCCUGUUCCUCAUCCCAAUCACGUGCGUUGUUUUAUAACAUGUUAUGCAUCUAUAUCAGUGUCAGUGUAAAGAUUAGUGACGAAUUUAAAAAUAAUCGCGGCAAAAAAUAAAUGUCCAUUGAUGAGUUUUUGAAUGUAGAAACUAUUAUAUAUUUCCCAUAUAUUAGAUUAGUAAAAACCAUGAUGUUUAAUAUUUACCAUUUAUGGUACACUUUAUUUUUUCUUUUGCACAGGAAAAUACCAUUACAGUGAAAAUACAAAAGGUGUCCCACUUCCGCUUCUGUAGUUUGUUGUGAUUUACUGUAAUUUUUUCUGUAGCGAUUACCAAUUUAUCGGCAAAUACCGCGAUAAAACUUAGUUUUCUUUAUUUUUAAAUAUGAUAAUUUGUAGCGAAGGAAAAUAAUACAUUUUUCUCUAGUUCAUUGCAUAAAAGGUACGAAAUUUAAAUUAUAUCGCAGUAUUUGCCGAUAAAUCGGUAAUCGCUACAGAAAAAAACAGAACCAAUUACAGUAAAUCGCAACAAACUACAGUAAAUCACAACAAACUACAGAAGCGGAAGUGGGACACUUUUUGUAUUUUCACUGCAAUUAACAAUUAUUCAGCGAAGCCGAAGGCGAGGUGAUUAUCGGUGAAUAAAAACCGAGACGAAAUCGAGGUUUUUAUUCACGAUAAUAAAUCACCGAGCCUGAGCCCGAAUCCCAAGACGUGUUAGAAUAUUUCUCGCUAAUAAUUAUUGUAUCUUUAAACCUGUUAAGAUGGUCGCCAACCCAGAAGCGAGCGUUGCCAAGAAAAUGAAAAGAAAUGUCGCCAAGAAGGAAAGUCGAAAGAGAAAACUGGACUCAAAAAAACCUAUGCGAAAAUCAAAGAAAAUUAAAACUUAUAGUUUGUAAGGAUUUUAUGCGAUAUUAUUAUUAUUAUGAAAGGUCAAAUGACACUACUUUUUAAAAGAUACUACUUUAUUUAUUUUUAUUCAUAAAAGGCCUUGGAAACGGUUUAUUAGGAUACUCUUGGACUUUCAGAAAACAGGCUAGGAAAUAAUGUAUCCUAGUUUGCUGGCCCACCGUCAAGAACUUGGCUGGGAAAUAAUGUUUCCUGGUUUUCCCACGUUCAGAAAAUAUGACAAGGCCACAAUUUUUUUGGAAUUGUCAACAAUGAGUGAAUAUGGAUUGAAAAUAGUGUUUGGUUUUUGUUCGUUUUUGGGAAACAUGACCAAAAGGAAAAUAGUUCCCGAGAAAUGGUUCUUACUUCUUAGUAUGCGAGCAAACCAGGUAACAUUGUUUCCUACCCUUGGUUUUCGAAGGUGGGCAAUCCAGGAAGCAUGCAUUGUUUCCUUGCCAUGUUUCUUGAAAAUGGGCAAAUCAGGAUCGAGUACAUGCAUAAUUCAUUACAUUAUAUUUCUAUUUGUUUGCCUUCGUAUUGGAAGAAUAUUAAACGUACAACAUAAAUAUCCUAAUCAUUAUAAAUCUUGCUAAAUUAUUUGGCACAACCCUGGGCUCAACCAUGCAAUCUCCGAUUCUGC